GUUCUCUAAUAUUUAUGUCUGGAUAAUAUAAAUAUUUCAAUUAUAUUAGUAGUUGAAAGAAAAAACAAGAUGAGCCUAAGCACCAUAACUGCCAUCACCACCACCACAAAUCUUCCUUAUCAGUUCAAACCAGAGGGCUUCAGUACAGAAACCUCCACGCCCACAUCCCAUCUUUCUCAGAAAACAAUCUUAUCUAUCUUAAACACAAAAUGUAUAAAUUCUUUACAUCACUUGAGGCAAGCCCAUGCUCUAGUUUUAAAAUCAGGCCAUUUUCAGGACCAUUACGUAGCAGGAACCUUGGUGAAAUGCUAUGUAAAUCCUUAUUUCAAGAACUUAGACAUUGCACUCAAGGUGUUCGAUCAAGUGCCAAAGCCAAAUGUUUUCUUGUGGAAUAUUUUGAUUAAAGGGUGUCUUCAGAACAAUGAGCCAUUGUUGGUUGUGUUGUUGUACUGUCAAAUGGUGGCCGCGAAUUGUAGGCCUAAUAAGUUCACCUUUCCUGCGGUUUUCAAGGCCUGCAAUUUGGUGCAGGCGGCGAAAGAAGGUGUUCAAGUCCAUGCCCAUGUUGUGAAACAUCAGUUUAGCAGUGAUGGGCACGUAAAGAGUGCCGGGAUUCAGAUGUAUGCCUCUUUUGGAUAUGUGGAUGAGGCUCGGCGGAUGCUUCAUGAGGCUGGGGAUUCGGAUGUUAUCUGUUGGAAUGCAAUGAUUGAUGGUUGUUUGAAAUUUGGUAAUGUUGAAGCGGCUAAGGAAGCGUUUGAGGCAAUGCCAAGAAGAAAUGUUGGUUCUUGGAAUGCAAUGAUUAGUGGUUUUGCUAGGUGUGGGAUGGUAGAUGCUGCAAGGGAGUUUUUUGAUGGAAUGAGUGAGAGAGAUGAAAUAUCUUGGACAGCUAUUAUUGAUGGUUAUGUAAAAGAAGGGUAUUUCAAGGAAGCCUUGGAAGUUUUCUAUUUGAUGCAAAGAGAGGAAAUUAAGCCGGGAAAGUUUAUGUUAUCGAGUGUGUUAGCUGCUUGUGCCAAUGUUGGAGCAUUUGAUCAAGGAAGGUGGAUUCAUGCUUAUGUCGAAAGGAAUUCAAUUCGGUUGGAUGCUGUAUUAGGGACUGCCCUGUUGGAUAUGUAUGCUAAAUGUGGCCGGCUUGAUUUGGCAUGGGAUGUUUUCGAAAAGAUGAAACACAAAGAAACUUUUACUUGGAAUGCCAUGAUUGGUGGGCUUGCUAUGCAUGGUAGGGCAGAUGAUGCCUUUGAGCUAUUCUCUAAGAUGCAGUGGAAAAAGUUUAAACCAGAUAAGAUUACAUUAGUGAACAUUUUAAACACUUGUGCUCAUGCAGGCUUGGUAGAUAAAGGUAUUAGGAUUUUCAGCUCUAUGAAUAGAUUGUAUGGUUUUGAACCAGAAGUAGAGCAUUAUGGGUGCAUUGUUGAUCUUUUGGGUAGAGCAGGGUUACUUGCAGAUGCAGAGGACUUAAUAAGCUCAAUGCCCAUGAGACCGAAUGCAGCUGUUUUCGGGGCGCUAUUAGGUGCUUGCAAGAUACAUGGAGAUGUUGAAUUGGGUGAGAGAAUUGGGAAAAUGUUGCUUGAACUAGAGCCACAUAACAGUGGUCGGUAUGCAUUAUUGUCAAAUAUCUAUGCAAAGGCAGGAAAAUGGAAAGAUGUUGAAAAUGUGAGAAAAUUGAUGAAGCAAAGAGGUAUAAAGACUAUUCCUGGAAUUAGCAUGAUUGACUUGGAUGGUACAGUUCAUGAAUUCAAAAUGGGUGAUGGGUCUCACCCACAAAUGAAGGACAUUUACUUGAUGUUGGAAAAGAUCAUAGAGAAGCUUCGAAUCGAAGGUUAUUCGCCAAAUACUACCCAAGUUUUGUUUGAUAUCUCAGAAGAAGAGAAAGAAACUGAGCUUCAGUACCACAGUGAAAAGCUUGCCAUGGCUUUUGGUCUCCUUAACACAACUCCUGGAACAACAAUAAGAAUAGUGAAAAACUUGAGGGUCUGUGAGGACUGCCAUUCUGCUACCAAGCUCAUUUCGCAGAUAUAUAACCGAGACAUAGUUGUUAGAGACCGCGUUCGAUAUCACCACUUUAGAAAUGGAAAAUGUUCAUGUAAGGAUUUCUGGUAAAUGGUUUUAGACUAAAUUAGUUGAAAACAUCUCUUUCUGGUGGUGGAACAUAUAUAGCUAAAGGUGGAACCAGAAAUUUGAUUUUAAGGCAGUUCUGUGUAAUUAAAUUCAGAUUUUUUACAUCAAUGAUGUUAGACCUUGUUGGUUAUUCAAGCUCAUAGUUAUUUAUUCUUAUA
Messenger RNA from Cannabis sativa, 2270 nucleotides. RefSeq names its product pentatricopeptide repeat-containing protein At5g48910. The transcript has a single exon. The record is from RefSeq and is a predicted model, not a curated record. Gene Ontology annotation, biological process: RNA modification. Gene Ontology annotation, molecular function: RNA binding; protein binding; zinc ion binding. Bases 70 to 2094 code for a protein of 674 amino acids. Lineage: Eukaryota; Viridiplantae; Streptophyta; Magnoliopsida; Rosales; Cannabaceae.